CCCGGGCUUCGGGCAACCGGGUCUAGGAACAGGAACAUUUCCUCUGAUUCCUUAGUUACACAGCCCGCAUUAGGAUCGAUAGUCUCAUGCCAUGGCCACGCCGAUCUCUGCAUCCGAUCAGACAGCCACCACCGUCAAGCCCCAGCGCGUACUGGCCUGCGUGCUGUGUCAGCAACGCAAGAUCAGGUGUGAUCGCACAUUCCCUUGUGCCAACUGCGUGCGUGCCAAUGUACAAUGCGAGCAAGCGAUCCGCCAGCGACGGCGGAGAUUUCCUGAGAGAGAGCUGUUGGCCCGCCUGCGACUCUAUGAGAGUCUCCUCCGACAGCACAACAUCAAGUUCGAUCCCCUCCACACGCCUACCGCUGACCAUCGGUCGCCUAGUGACGAUGGCCCAGAUGAACUGCCAGAGGAAGCCGAGUCAGAAGGGACUCUUGCUGACACGAAUCCUCGUCCAUCAAGGGAGAAGACGGCAGUCAAGACUAAAUCAUUAAAUCUGUGGCAUGCAAUGAGUCAAAAGCCUGUAGAUCCCGCAGACGACGAUGGAAACGACGGUGAGGACGACGAAAACGACACUGGAUUCCUGCACGACAACGACGAUGUCCGACACGCCGUGAUCAAGAAGGCGUGGAACCACAUGUUUCAAGGUCAAAACAACGACCACCUCUUGUUCGGUUCCCCAGUAGGCCAUGUCGACCUUUCUGCUUCGCAUCCAAGCCAAGUGCAUAUCUUCCGGCUCUGGCAGAUCUACUUGGACAAUAUCAAUCCCCUGCUCAAAGUUACACACACCCCUACUCUUCAAACACGAAUCAUCGACGCGGCCAGCGAUAUCGCCAACAUUAAUCCCACAUUGGAAGCGCUGAUGUUCAGUAUCUACUGCGUUUCCAUUUUGAGUCUCACGGAUGAGCAAUGCAGCACCUUGUUCGGAACCCAUAAGAAGGACCUUUUGACGGGCUAUCAGUUUGCGUGCCAGCAGGCGCUGCGAAGUUGCUGUAUUCUACGCUCCAGCGACCGUGAGUGCCUGACCGCGUUGUAUCUGUAUCUAGUUUCCAUCCGUCCUGAAACAGACCCGGCUUCCCUGUCCUCACUGCUGAGCGUCGCGAUCCGAAUCGCCCAGCGCAUCGGCAUCCACAACGAGUCCAUGUACGGCAAGUGCUCGGCCCUGGAAGCGGAAAUGCGCCGCAGACUGUGGUGGUCGCUCAUCAUCUUCGACAACCGCAUCUGCGAAAUGUCGGACUACAAGACGGCGUCGCUAGCUCCUACCUGGGACUGCAAAGUGCCCCUCAACGUGAACGAUUUCGAGUUACAGCCCGAAAUAAGGAGCCCGCCGGCAACAAACAACCGACCCACGGAGAUGCUGUUUGCAGUCGUGCGCAGCGAACUCGCCGACUUCGUGCGCCACAGCGCCUUCCACCUCAACUUCACCAACCCAACCCUAAACACGAUCACGCCACAUCCCACCACCCCCGAUGAAGCCGAGAGCCUUAUCGCCCUCGAACGAGUCAUGGAGGAGAAAUACCUCUCCUUCUGCAACCCCGAGAACCCCCUUCAUUUUAUGACAAUCUGGACGAUGAGGGGAUACCUAGCUAAAAACCGCCUCCUGCAGCACUACUCCCGCUUCUCGACCGCAGCCGUGUCGCAGACCGACGCCCAACGCAACGUGGGGAUCUCGCACGCGCUACGCAUGCUCGAAUGCGACACGAAGCUGAUGACCUCGCCGCUCACAAAGGGCUACCUGUGGCUCGUGCACUUCCACUUCCCGUUCCCAGCGUACAUCCACCUGCUGCAGGAUUUGAAGAAGCGGCCCGUCGAGGACCACGCGGAUAAAGCGUGGGAGGUUAUGAGCAAUAACUAUGAGGUUCGCAUGAUGGACGCUAAGCAGGAUGAUCGGCCCUUCUUUAUCGUAUUUUCGCGUAUCGUCUUGCAGGCCUGGGAAGCCCGCGAGAAGGUAGCCAGACAGCUGGAGACGCCGCUCGUGCCGCCCCGGAUCGUCGCGGAUAUCAGGAAUAAAGUGAUGCAGAUGACGACGAGCUUCGGACAGGAUCCUGAAGCGGUGCUGCCGGGUGGUUCUUUGGGUGCUAAUAUGGAUGAUCUCUCGAUGCCUGUGCAGAUGGAUUUCACGGCGCCUGGUAUUGCGUACGGUGCCGGUGGACAGGGCGCGACUGGGUUGGAGCCGUGGGCGUACCCUGAUAUAGCUGGGUCGGGAUCUUUGGAUGUGGAUGUGAAUCAGUUCCUGCUGAAUACUAUGGAGUGGAAUGCGCUGCACGCUCGGGGAAGGUGAUCGACUUUCAGCAGACGAGUGAUGAUCCUUAUCAACCUAGAUGAUUAAGACUACUUAUGAUCAGUCAUGAAGAUUAAUGAGUUACGCACUUAAGAAGCCC
Aspergillus homomorphus CBS 101889 is the source of this 2378-nucleotide messenger RNA. Its product is annotated as C6 zinc finger domain protein. Gene Ontology annotation, molecular function: zinc ion binding; DNA-binding transcription factor activity, RNA polymerase II-specific; DNA binding. The transcript has 4 exons. The coding region runs from base 92 to 2278 and encodes 728 amino acids. The record is from RefSeq and is a predicted model, not a curated record. NCBI's taxonomy places the organism in Eukaryota, Fungi, Ascomycota, Eurotiomycetes, Eurotiales, Aspergillaceae. Gene Ontology annotation, biological process: DNA-templated transcription; regulation of DNA-templated transcription.